This is a messenger RNA of Dermatophagoides pteronyssinus (European house dust mite), 2890 nucleotides long. Its product is annotated as glutamate receptor ionotropic, kainate 2-like. Lineage: Eukaryota; Metazoa; Arthropoda; Arachnida; Sarcoptiformes; Pyroglyphidae. Gene Ontology annotation, cellular component: membrane. The record is from RefSeq and is a predicted model, not a curated record. Gene Ontology annotation, molecular function: ligand-gated monoatomic ion channel activity; signaling receptor activity. Gene Ontology annotation, biological process: monoatomic ion transport.
AGAUUUAGGAAUAGGAAAUACAAAUUUAUAAAAAAAACCAAAAAAUUACAAUGUUUAACAACAACAAUAAUAAUAUUAUUAAUAAAUGGCCUUGUUGUUUUUUCAUAAUAAUCAUUUUAAUUAUAAUAAAGCCAUCCAUAAGAUAUUGUUUACCAUCAACAAUACAAGUUGGCGGUCUAUUUACACCGGAACAACGUGAAGAAGAAUUUAUAUUUCGUUUGGCUGUAAAUAAUAUUAAUGAUGAUCAAACAAUAUUAUCACGAACAAAAUUAGUUGCACAGGUAAAAUCUAUUGAUUAUUUUGAUAGUUUUCAUGCAAAUAAAAAAGUAUGCGAUUUACUUGAAAAAGGUGUUGUUGCAUUAUUUGGACCACUUGGUUAUUCACCAAGUUCAGCUCAUACACAAUCAAUUUGUGAUGCAUUAGAAAUACCACAUAUUGAAACACGUUGGGAUUUUAAAUUACAUCGUGAUGAUUUAUCAAUAAAUCUUUAUCCACAACCAUCCGUAUUAUCAUCAGCAUAUGUUGAUCUGGUUAAAGCAUGGAAUUGGGAUAUAUUUGCUAUUGUUUAUGAAAAUAAUGAAGGAAUCAUACGGCUGCAGAAUUUUUUUAAAGAUGCACAAAAAUGUAAUUGGAAAAUUAAACUUUAUCAAUUUGAAACGGAUAAACCAUAUAGAGAUACAUUUUGGGAAGUAAAUAAAGCUAAAGUUAAAAAUAUUAUUCUUGAUGUUAAACGUGAAAAUCUUUUGCAAGUACUUCGUCAUGCACAACAAGUUGGAAUGAUGACUGAAUCACAUAGCUAUCUAAUUACAUCACUUGAUCUACAUACAAUGAAUUUAGAAGAUUUUAAAUUUGGUCGAACGAAAAUAACAUCUCUAAGUAUUGUUGAUGAUUCAAGUCCAGAAUUAAUAAAUAUAAUGCAAAAUUGGACUGAAUUAACUAAAAAUAUGCAUAUGCAUAAUAUGGAUAAACCAAAUAGUAUUUUGACUGAAUCGGCAUUAAUUUAUGAUGGAAUACGUUUAUUAUCAACUGCAUUACAAGAUUUAGAUCAAAGUCAAUCGGUUGAUGGUAUACAACCAAUAUCAUGUUAUAGUGGUACACCAUGGUUAUAUGGUAGUUCAUUAAUUAAUUAUAUGCGUCCAGUUGCAUUUCGUGGUAUUACCGGUCUAGUUGAUUUUGAUCAAUUAGGUUAUCGUACUAGUUUUUCAUUGGAUGUAAUGACAAUAACUAUUGAUGGUUUUAUGAAAAUCGGUGAAUGGAAACAAACAUCAUCACCAAAUGAUACAAGCCUUACAACAUAUGAACCAUGGAGUGAUCAUUAUUCAGCAAUUUCAAUGCAAAAUAUAUCAUUAAUUGUAACAACAAUUAUUAGUGAACCAUAUACAAUGCUCAAAGAAUCAGCAGUUGAACGUAGUGGUAAUGAACAAUUUGAAGGUUUUGCUGUUGAUCUUAUUGAAGAAUUAUCACGUUUAAUGGGUUUUAAAUAUCGUUUUAAAUUAGUAUCGGAUGGUGCAUAUGGUAUUAAAGAUGAAAAAGGUGAAUGGAAUGGUAUGAUUGGUGAAUUAAUACGUAAUGAAUCUGAUAUUGCUAUUGUUGAUUUAACAAUUACUUCGAAACGUGAGGAAGCUGUUGAUUUUACACAGCCAUUUAUGAAUACUGGUAUCAGUAUUUUGUUUAAAAAACCUACAACCAAAGUGACAACAUUAUUUUCAUUUUUAUCACCAUUUCAAAAUAUUGUUUGGAUUUAUGUACUAGCUGCUUAUAUUAGUGUUAGUACAAUUUUGUUUGUUAUUGGCCGAUUAACACCAUAUGAAUGGGAUGAUCCACAUCCAUGUCGUCAAGAGGAUAAUGUUUUGGAAAAUAAUUUCAGUUUGAUUAAUAGUUUUUCAUUUACAAUCGGUACAAUGAUGCAACAAGGAUCAGCAGUUGCUCCAAAAGCAAUGUCAACCAGAACAAUAGCAGCAAUAUGGUAUUUUUUUACAUUAAUCAUGAUAUCAUCAUAUACGGCUAAUUUGGCUGCCUUUUUAACUGUUGAAAAAGUUGUUUAUCCAAUUGAAAAUGCUGAAGGUUUAGCUGGUCAAACACAAAUUGAAUAUGGUUGUUUAAAAAGUGGUUCAACAAAAGCAUUUUUCAGUGAAUCAAAUAUACCGGUUUAUAAACGAAUGUGGCAAUUUAUGCAAAGUAGACCACAUGUAUUUACAAAAUCAAAUGCUGAAGGUAUUGCACGUGUUAAAAAAAGUAAUGGAAAUUAUGCUUAUCUAAUGGAAUCAGCAUCAAUUGAAUAUGUUAUUGAACGUGAUUGUAAUUUAACACAAAUUGGUGGUCUAUUAGAUAAUAAAGGUUAUGGUAUUGCAACACGUAAAGAUUCACCAUAUCGUAAUCCAUUAUCACAUGCUAUAUUGAAACUUCAUGAAAAUGGUGUCUUAUUACAGCUAAAAGAAAGAUGGUGGAAACAGAAAAAAGGUGGUGGACAAUGUACGGAAGAGACAAAAAAAUCAUCAUCAGUUAAUAAUCUAAGUAUUGAUCAUGUUGGUGGUGUUUUUGUUGUAUUAUUAGGUGGUUUAUCAUUUUCAUUUUUGGUUGCUAUAUUUGAAUUUGUAUGGAAAGCAAGGAAAGAUUCACAUGAAUCAAUAUUUGAAGAAAUGAUUCGAGAUCUUAAAUUUGCAUUCGCAUGUCAAAGUAAAACAAAAAAUGUAAAGAAAAAACUGAAUGAAGAAAUCUAUCCGGAUAGAUAUGAUUAUAGUCCACCUAAUUAUGGUCCAGAUUUUGCACCAGUCUAUUGACAAACAAGCACACACACAAACAAAAAUGAAUACCAAAAAACAUCGGGGAAAAUUGUUUAUAUUUUCUUUUAUCAAUCAAAGAAAAAAGAAAAUGUUUGAUAUAUCCAGUU